Molecule: messenger RNA, 2129 nt
Organism: Phycomyces blakesleeanus NRRL 1555(-)
Lineage: Eukaryota; Fungi; Mucoromycota; Mucoromycetes; Mucorales; Phycomycetaceae
Exons: 12
Coding region: 46-2064 (672 amino acids)
Biological process (GO): lipid metabolic process
Cellular component (GO): cytosol
Molecular function (GO): acetoacetate-CoA ligase activity
Source: RefSeq, a predicted model, not a curated record
GCUUUAUUUAUUUAUUUUUGUUCUCACGGGCCCGAUAAUAAUAAAAUGACCUUUUCAACUACCAACAAGACUGAUGCCCUAUCAACUACACCAAAAUGUCUGUGGACUCCUUCAAACGUGAGUCAAACAGAGAUGGACAAGUUCCGCAAACAUGUCAAUAGCAAGUACAAUCUCAAGCUGGCCGACUACACUGAGCUCUGGAAAUGGUCAGUUACAAAGAUCGAUGCCUUUUGGUCAACUGUGUGGGAGUACACCGGCAUAAUCUCCAGCCAACCUGCAACCCAAGUGAUCGAUUUAUCUGUGCGAAUGGAUGCUAUCCCAGAGUGGUUCAAGGGUGCCAGGCUCAAUUUUGCAGAGAACCUGUUAUGGUGCAGAGAUCCAAAAAAGAUAGCAAUUAUUGCUGCAGGUGAAGGACAUCCACCCGAGCCAAUGAGCUACGAGAAACUCUAUGAGAAUGUUCUCCAGUGUGCUGAAGCUAUGAAGAGUUUUGGUGUCAAGACUGGGGAUCGGGUUGCUGCUUAUAUUCCCAACUGUCCUGAAGCUAUCAUUGCCAUGUUGGCUGCCACAAGUCUUGGCGCAAUCUGGAGUUCUACCUCCCCAGAUUUUGGUACCACUGGUGUAUUGGAUCGAUUUUCUCAAAUCAAACCAAAAAUCUUGUUCUCGGUCAAUGCCGUAUACUACAACGGCAAGACGUUGGAUCACACAGUAAAGCUAAACACAGUUGUCAAAGACCUUCCGUCAGUGGAAACCGUCGUAGUGAUUCCUUUUAUCAAAGAUUUUGUUGGCCAGCCUGUUCAAAAGAGUCAAUCCUGGGAUCAGUUUCUGAGCAAAGUACCCAAGUCUGCCUUGCCCAAGAAGAUCUCCUUUGCCCAAUUACCAUUCAACCACCCGGCAUUUAUUCUCUUUAGCUCAGGUACGACUGGAUUGCCAAAAUGCAUCGUUCACUCUGGUCCUGGUCUUCUUCUGCAGUUGAAGAAAGAGCAUGUUUUGCAUGGAAACAUGCAUGCAGAUGAUGUAUUCUUUUACUACACUACCACUGGAUGGAUGAUGUGGAACUGGCUGGUCGGUGCUCUCGGAAUUGGGGCCACAAUUGUUCUUUGGGAUGGAAGUCCAUUCAAACCUGCUCCGAUUUCACUCUGGAAACUUGUUGAUCAAUUAAAAAUAACUCACUUUGGUACUUCUGCAAAGUAUAUCCAAUCUCUUCAAGAAGCAAAGAUCUCACCUAAAACCGAGUGUAAACUCGAUUCUCUCAAGGUGGUUUAUUCCACUGGUUCGCCAUUGAAGCCCGAAAGUUUUGAUUAUGUUUAUGAGCACAUCAAGAAAGAUAUUAUGCUUGGAAGUAUAACUGGUGGUACCGAUAUCUCUUCUCUUUUUGCUGGUCACAAUUCUGCUCUUCCUGUUUACAGAGGCGAGAUCCAAUGUAUCUGCCUUGGAAUGAAGAUUGAAGCUUGGGCUGACACAAAUAAGCCUGUUUAUGCUCAAUCGGCUGAUCUUGUAUGCACCGAACCUUUUCCUUGUAUGCCUGUGUAUAUGUACCAGGAUCCCGAAAGAACAAAAUACAGAAACGCUUAUUUUGAUGUCUAUGACAAUGUGUGGUAUCAUGGUGAUUUUGUCUGGAUUAAUCCCAAGACAGGAGGUGUUGUAAUGCUUGGUCGUUCAGACGGAACCCUGAACCCUGCUGGUGUACGAUUUGGUAGCGCAGAGAUCUACAAUGUGGCCGAUCAUUUUGCGAACCAUGGCAUUGAAGACACUCUGUGUGUGGGACAGAAGAUUAAGGACCAAGAUGACGAGAGAGUUGUACUGUUUUUGAAGAUGAAAACUGGGGUUGUCUUGACAGAAACUUUGGUCAAGGAUAUCAAGACCAAGAUUCGAUUUGAGUUGAGUCCUCGUCAUGUUCCAGCAUUUAUUCUGCCAAUUGAAGAUAUUCCCUAUACUAUUAAUGGAAAGAAGGUCGAGGUUGCCGUAAAGAAAAUUCUCUCUGGUCAAACUAUCACUCCUACUGGCACUUUGGUAAACCCUAAAAGUUUGGAGCUUUAUUACAACAUCCCUGCACUAAAGCAGUAGAAAAAUACAAGUGAAAAAUAAAAGAAGAAAAAACAUUGAUAGACCAAAAUCAUCUAUCUACAUGC